AUGUCAACAACAGAAAAUAAUACGUCAGAAUAUAUCGAUGUCGGUGCAGUUUACACUGCUCCUGGCCACGAUCCACCUUUAGGACCUACUCGAAUCGAAAUUCGUUCGGGUCGCAUUGUCUCACUUUGUCCGUUGUCUGUCGAAGACAUGCAACCGAAUGUCAGACAUCUUCUUGCUCUACCUGCUAUUUCUAAUGCUCACGAUCAUGGUGUAGGUCUACCUACGCUUUCAUUUGAUGCGCCUGAUGAGACACUUGAAACCUGGUUACCUGCUCUUUCUUAUAAGCCUCGCACAGAUCCAUACGUGCUUGCUACGGUGGCAUUCGCACGCAUGGUCGAGAGUGGUAUAUGUGCCACGAAUCAUUGCCAUAAUCCUUUUAGCACUGGGAAUCUAUUCGAUGAAGCCGAAGCUGUAUCACGUGCUGCUCGUAAUGUUGGUAUUCGUGUGGCUUUUGCUGUACCGUUCAUUGAACAAAACUUAUAUGUUUAUGGAAACAUCAAAGAACUACUCACGUUUCUUCCAUCCGAAGAUCAUGCGAUGAUAUUAAAUUGGUCGACGAAAUUGAAAGCUAUGAUAAGUGAAACAAUGGCAUUGUUCGAUAAAAUCACUUCACUAGAGCAUGAAUUUUUUCGCGUACAAUUCGGCCCAGUCGGCCCUGAAUGGCUCUCUGAUGAAACAUUGGCCUUCAUAGCUAAACGCUCGGCUGAGAGCAGUCGUCGAAUGCAUAUGCAUCUACUUGAAACAAAGUGGCAACGUGAAUCGGCUGAUGUUCAGUACUCACAAAGAGGCUUGCUUGCUCAUCUCGACAAACUUGGCUUGCUCUCACCACGUCUAACCAUCGCCCAUGGUGUUUAUCUAACAGAAGAGGAGUGCACUCUUUUGGCUGAGCGUCAGGUCAUUGUAUCUGUUAAUACUUCGUCAAAUCUUCGGCUUCGCUCAGGUUUAGCUCCGGUUCGUCUUUUUCGGCAUAAAAAUCUUCAAUUUGGUUUAGGCUUAGAUGGAAUGAGCUUUGAUGAUGAUAGCGACAUGCUCAAAGAACUUCGGCUAUUUUGGCAUCUACAACGAGGAUUUGGAGGAGAGCGAGUGCUCAAUGAAGCCGAUCUUUUCGAAGCAGCCUGCGUCACAGGAAGAAAGACAAUCAUCGAUGAUGGUGGAGGUCGAUUGGAAGUCGGUGCUCCGGCCGAUUUCAUUAUACUUGAUGUGCGUCGAAUGAUGCAUGAUCGUGUACGAUCGUCACCACCGAAAAAUAUGCUGUCAUUAUUAUUGAGUCGAAUGAGCAAGAAAGACAUAGUGAGAGUUAUUGUUGCUGGACGCACGAUCGUAAAUGAAGGCAAGUGUAUAACUGUCGACCUGCCAGAACUCAAUGAGCGACUCAUAGCAGAGGCUCGCAUUAAUGGAUCGUCUGAAGAUGAUAAUGGACAAAUUGAAAGAAUACGAACAGCAGUAGAAAAAUUCUAUUGCUGUGGAUUUCAUCGUGUCAAAACAGAAAAAUGA
Rotaria sordida is the source of this 1494-nucleotide messenger RNA. The record is from the annotation of a GenBank genome assembly. NCBI's taxonomy places the organism in Eukaryota, Metazoa, Rotifera, Eurotatoria, Philodinida, Philodinidae.